Messenger RNA from Clarias gariepinus (North African catfish), 3410 nucleotides. It is a transcript of the gene zbtb1, whose product is annotated as zinc finger and BTB domain containing 1. Gene Ontology annotation, molecular function: protein binding. Bases 153 to 2171 code for a protein of 672 amino acids. The transcript has 2 exons. The record is from RefSeq and is a predicted model, not a curated record. Lineage: Eukaryota; Metazoa; Chordata; Actinopteri; Siluriformes; Clariidae. Gene Ontology annotation, biological process: regulation of immune system process; negative regulation of transcription by RNA polymerase II; regulation of cytokine production.
GCAGGCAGCCUACAGUGCGGUGAUCCGACGCGGCUGUGCGGAAGUCUUCCUCCUCGCCGACUCCUGCCCCGGCUCUGCUCCUCAUCCGCACGGUGUCGAGUCGACCCCAACUCCCUCCUGUCCGCCUCCGUACCGUCGUCCUUUACAGGGUGAUGGCAAGGCCAAGCCACAGCGAGCAUGUCCUGCAGCAACUCAACAACCAGCGGGAAUGGGGCUUCCUGUGCGACUGCUGCAUCGCCAUUGGCGACAUUUACUUCAGGGCGCAUAAGGCUGUCCUGGCAGCCUGCAGCUCCUACUUCAGGAUGAUGUUCAUCCGAGACCAGCAGGGCACUGCGCGCCUCGAUCUCAGCAACAUGCAGAUCAGCGCAGAGUGCUUCGACCUCAUCCUGCAGCUCAUGUACCUCGGCCGCAUCGUCGUAGGACACUACGAGUUCGAGGAACUUAAGUCGUCCAUGGCUUAUUUGCAGAUGUACUACAUCCCCGACUCGUUGGAGGAUCUCCGAGACAUCCGCGCAUCCAAUCUUACUCCCUCUUCCUCAGCUUCCUCAUCGUCAUCCAGUUCCUCGUCAUCCUCCAGCGUUGUAGGAGGGAAGAUGAUGUUUGGCGUCCGCAUGUUCGAGCAGGAGAGGCCGAGUCCUGCCAAAAGUGACCACGCGCCCAAAAUUUCAAACCCAGCUACUCAGCAAACCACGACUAUAUCUACUGUAAGACCUGUCGAGGAUGUGGUUCUCCCACUUCCACCAGUGCACUCUGAGAACCUUGCAGAACAACCGUGCGAUCUGAGAAAGAGAACCUCUGGCCGAAGCGCCACGCUGAAAGAGCGUCCACGAUUCGGGCGCACUUAUACUUGCGACGACUGUGGGUUUGUCUUCAGCUGCGAGAAGCUCCUUAUUGAACACAUCCUCACGUGCACCAACCGCAAGGCGUACCAAAACCCAAGAGUCGGCAAAGCGGGCGACAGUGACUCGAGCAAAGGUGAGAGCUCGGCUUCUGAAGGAACCGGAGACCAGAGAGCUCUUUGUAAAGGUGAGGAAGAUUGGCCCGACCAUAAAUCUGACACCGAAUCUGUCAUCAGAUCCAUCGCUACUGGCAUGGACACAGAUUCAGCAUCGAACAUAAACAUCAAAGUAGAGCAGGAAGAGGACUCUGAUACCGAGACGGAAAACAUCAAAGUGGUCCAGGUCAGGAACCACAGCGUGGGGAGCUGCAAAGUACGCCGCAAUGUGUUCAGGACCAAUGUCGGAGAUAACAUGAGAUUUGACAGCGAAGAAGAAGCAGGUGUUUCUGUCAUAGAUGAUGGUGCUCUGGAGGGCCACAGUAAGGGUCCGGAAGCAAAGAUUUGCCGGGUUAAAGAGGAGAAGCAGGACGGAGAGUGCACUCCGUGCGAGCUGUGCGGCGCCUUGCUAACUGAGGAGGAUCAAUCAGCUCACUACAUCUCCAGCCACAUGGGACACAUAUGUGCUUGUGGAAGGUGUGGUCAGGUUCUGAUUAAAGGCAGGCAGCUGCAGGAGCAUGCCGAGCGCUGCGGGGAGCCCCAGUGCCCCGAAACGGAUUCCCCGGGUGAAGAGAGCCCUUUACCUGAAGACGCCCAGGUGAUGGAGGAAAGCCUGCUCGAAGGUGCCGACUUGGGCUUCCGUUGUCCUCUUUGCGGCUUGAUUUUUGAGACCGAAAGCCUGGCAGUGGAGCACACUCUGUCCUGUCCUGAGCAGGAUUCUUUCCGGCCCACCACGAUGGAAGACGAGCCGGACCACCGGCGCAAACACUUUUGCGCCAUCUGCGGCAAAGGGUUCUACCAGCGGUGCCACCUGCGUGAGCACUACACCGUUCACACCAAGGAGAAACAGUUCACCUGCCAGACCUGCGGAAAGCGGUUCCUGCGCGAGCGCCAGCUCCGCCUGCACACCGACAUGCACAAAGGGAUGGCACGGUACGUUUGCCCCGUGUGCGAUCAAGGCACCUUCCUGAAGCACGACCACGUGCGCCACAUGAUUUCCCACCUGUCAGCCGGAGAGACCAUCUGCCAGGUGUGUUUCCAGAUCUUUCCCAGCAGCGAGCACUUGGAGAAGCACAUGGACGUUCACCUGUACAUCUGUGGUAUGUGCGGGGAGAAGUUUCGCCUUCGCAAAGACAUGCGAAGCCACUACAACCUAAAGCACACCAAGAGGCAGUAAACGGGGAAGAGGGUCUAAUCUAUUGAUUUUUUUUUUCUUUUUUAAAUAAGCCAUGAUUUGUUAUAAAUGUGAGAAAUCUAUGCACUUAGACACCAAAUAACCUAUAAAACUGCACUUUUAACGGUAUGCAUACUCCAGGUGUUGUUGGAUCCAGUGCCUUGAGCUUCAGGCACGCUUUGUUUGUUUGGUAAAUCUCAUUUCAUUUUACUCUACAUGUAACAUGUCUCACCAGUUUCAAACAGAACAACAAGAUUAAACUGGUGACCUGGUCCAUUUUCAUUUGAUGAUUAAUUAUCCUGCAUACGUCCUUAGCCGGCUUUACACCGUACGAUUUUUUUUUUUACCAGAUCUUUUGACCUUUGCUGUUGUGUAUAUAAAAAGAAAAAAAGCACCAUUUCACCAGAGAUUAAAACAUACCAAAAUUUUUGUCUGCCUGAGAAAUAAUAAUAAUUUAAAAAAAUCUCAUUUGCUGCUGUGGCGUUCUUUUAAAAUCCACCAGCUGGAAUACAGCGUAGGACGACGAUAACGUUAUUCAUAAGCUAACGUUUCUGUGUUUAUGUGAUUUAUUUUUUUGCACAAGUGAAUCUACGAAUCACGGUUACUGACGGUAAAACAAAAUGGAACAAUUUUCUUUAACGCCAUGCAGAUUAGAAGAUCCUCCUCGUACCACAGAACGCAGAGAGUACACGUCUGUUAUAUAAUUAUUUUCUUAUUUUUAGAAAUCGUACGGUAUGAAACCAGCUUUUGAGCAGGAUGUUUUUUGGUGCUUUGUUUUUUUUUUUUUUUCCUUUUCAAUGGUCUGUUACUUAUUAUUAUUAUUAUUAUUAUUAUUAUAAAUAUCUUGACUGAUCAUACAUCUGGCAUAACCUUUUCAGGCGACCUCUGUAUACACCAUAAUCUCUAAGCCUUGUCUCACAGGCUUUUUUUUAUAGCAUUAAGACAUACUGUACAAGUCUUUGUUUUUUUUUUUGUUGUUGUUUUUUUAAACAUCAGAACACUAAAGUUUAACAUUUAAUACAGUCUUAAAACACUCUUGAACUUCUUCGUCUCUGUAGUUUGGUUUAUUUUUUUCUCAUCACUGUCAUUUUGUCUUACACUUAUUCUGGGAUUUCAUGUAUAAACUAUGCAACUUAAGCUUGUUAUAAAAGAAUUUCUUUAAAGCAUAUUGUCUGUGUAUGUGUGUGUGUGUGUGUGUUUGUGUGUGUUGUGUCAAGUCAUUAAACCGUAGCUACUGUUGGC